Symbiodinium sp. CCMP2592 is the source of this 4143-nucleotide messenger RNA. The record is from the annotation of a GenBank genome assembly. NCBI's taxonomy places the organism in Eukaryota, Dinophyceae, Suessiales, Symbiodiniaceae.
AUGGACCGCUGGGCCCAGCCUGUGCCGCUGCAAAGACUAGCGGAUGUUCCGACUUGGUUCGAUAGCUUUGAUUCUUCCGGCGUGCCAGGAGCAAUGCCCCAAGUGAUGGAACCGUUUCAGGCACCAGCCGCAACGUGGAUGAUCCGGAUGUUCAAGACGCGGCCCUGCAACAUUGAUGGCGAGCAUGACCACCGUGCUUGCCCCUGGUAUCACAGCGAACGUGAAAAGAGACGUCCGGUAUUGAUUGAAGGCUCUUCUCCAGCCUAUUACAGCGUGCCUUGUGAGCUUCGCUUUGACGAUGAGGGAAUCUGUCCCAAAGGCGACUUGUGCGACCGUUGUCACAGCAACACAGAGCUCCUUUAUCAUCCGGACCUUUACAAGAAGCGCUUUUGCCAUCAACCCCGCAACUGCGCACGUGGUAAAUUCUGUGCUUUUGCACACUCCCGUGAGGAGCUGCUUGCACCGUACUUUUCACCAGAGGAAGAGAACCAUCCGACCGAAGAGUUUAUGGCACAUCAUUUCAAGACGCAGUGGUGCCCAAUUGGCGGCCCUCACGAUUGGGAGAAGUGUGUCUAUGCCCACACCUACCGCGACUUCCGGCGAGUGCCCGCUCUUGGGAAUGCUGCGGACACAGACUACCUUACUCGGUGCCCUCUUGGGUUCACCUGCCCGUUGGCGCAUGGCGCAAAGGAGCAACUCUACCACCCAAGGUUCUACAAAGCCAACCCCUGCAGCGACCGGCACUGCCGGCGGCGUGUGCUUUGUGCCUUCACCCACGGGGAGGCUCCCAGAAUACGGGUGGAACACAGGAGGGUGAACCAGUGGAGGAUGAUCCCCGAUGCAGAGCUGCUCCUGGCUCAGUUCCAGCCCAACUUCGCACGGCCUCCAGUCUACUUGUCGGAGGAUCCCAAGGGAAGCCUCGUCCUGGGCCCCACUCAAGAAGCCUCGCCAGUCUUACCGGGCUUCUCGGCCCCAGCGGCUCCUCCUCAAUUUGUGGACUUUGCGGGGUAUCAAGCUCCGCUGCUGCUCCCGAUGUCCCCGUGCUCUGCUGGGAGCUUCGUCAUGGCCCCAACCAGCCCGACAUCCGGGAUGCCCUUCCCACCCAACGAAACUCCAAGCAACUGGCUGAAGAUCCCCAAGCCGGACCUUGAGACAGACUUUGGGCUCCAACGGGUGGCGCACCAACUCUUCCUUCGGCCCCGGUACACCGGUGGCCUCCUUGCCAUCUACGCCAAGAUCCGUGGGCUCCGGCUCGCCUGUGGCGGCACUUCCAAUUCCGAUCUCCUUGCUGCGGCCAUGAGGCGCGGCUUCCUUGAGCUCAUGGACACCAUGCCACAGGCCAUGAAAAUGGACUUCGCCCCCUACAUUGAGCAGUUGUUCCCGCCUAUGUUGAUGGGAAUCACAGGCGACAAGGAUCAGAACGAGGAUCCCGGCCACCGUGCUGCCUUGGCAUUGGUGCAGCGUUUUGGAGACUUGUGUCCUGAUCGCUUGUUAGAUGGCUUUGAGGGAACCUACUGCCGCACCCUGCAGCACGACUCGCCAGAGGAGGCGAGCCGGAAUGCUAUUGUGAGGGAAAAGAAUGCGGUGCUCCUUGGCAAGGUGGCCGAGAAGAUUCUGGAGCACAAGAAGUUUGGCCAAGACUUGCUCACCACGGAGGAUUGCUCCAACAAGGCCACCCGUGAACGAGUCUUGGUGCUCAUCUUUUUGGCCAGGUACGAUGCCGAUGCCAGCGUGAAGCGCGUGGCCAACGGCCUAUGGAAGACGGCCGGAGGUGCACCAAAGGUGCAGAAGGCUAUCAUGCCUUCUGUGAGCAAGACUCUUCAAAAGUUUCGAGGAGGUUCCAAAGGCCCUGGAGCGCAGAAGCUCGCGCUUGAGGUCCUGGACCAGCUGGUGAAAGCUGGGGAGCUUGAGGCGAUAGAGGAAGCUAUCCCCGAGGCGCCAAAGUUCCAGUUUCCGCCGAGCGCAGAGAGGGCGCCGGAAAACAGCCUGCCCGCUCUCGUCAUCAGCGGCAAGGAACCCGAGGUCUCCUCCCAGGACUCCCAGUCGGGGGGAAAAGUGGAUGCCUCGCAGCUCGCUGCCAAGGCCCGGGAGGAGAUGACGAGCAACAAGCACCUGUCCAAACUGGUGCCAUGCGUGCGGGACCAUCUGGGUGCCAUCGGAGCGUCUAUCGUCGUCGAGGGGCAGAAGAACAAACACUUCCACGGCAGGAAGCAAGUUGCGACUUUGGCCGAAGAUGUGACCACAGCCCUGACACUCUGCAACGAGGUUGGGGAGGCCCCAAAUGCUGAUGACGUCCCGGGCAUCUGCGAAGCCGUGGUGCGCGCGGCCAUGGGGGACGCGUUCGAUGCCCACGCAGAUGGAGGCAACGAUGAUGAUGAAAUGUUGCUUCGGGUAGAGAACCUGCUCCUGAUGUAUGGUGCGGGGCAUUUGUUGCUCAAGGACACUACGCUGGAGAUGCGGCAGAAUUGCCGUUAUGGUGUGGUAGGUCACAACGGGGCCGGCAAGACCACCCUCAUGAAAGAAAUCGCCGCGCAUCGCAUCGUGGGCAUGCCGCCGGACUUGAAGUGCGUCCAUGUGGACGACUCGAAGCUCGGAGAAAUGAGCAAGAGUUACUUGACAGCACUGGAGUACUGCAUCAAGAUGGCAAAGGAUAUUGGCGUAAACGAUGCAGGCAGAGACACUCUGCUGAAGGUUGGCUUCGAUGAAGCCAAGCUAAACGAUCCUGUUUCGGAGCUGUCGACAGGAUGGAGGAUGCGCUUGACCCUGGCUGUGUCGAUGCUGAAGCACGCAGAUCUGGUUCUGCUGGAUGAGCCCACGAACCAUCUGGACGAGGAGUCCGUCCGGUGGCUAAGCGACUACAUCCUGUCCAUCACAUCAUCUUCUGUCAUGGUCAUCUCUCACGAACCCAAGUUCCUGAACAAGAUCUGCACUCAUGUGGUUGCAUACGUGGACAAGAAGCUAGAGUACACAGAAGGCAACUUCGACAUCUUCGCCCAGAAGAAGGGUCUGAGCAGGGAGCAGAUCGACUCCAUGCUUUCUGGUAACCUGAGCUUCGACACGAAGAAGGAGGGCGAGGAUGAGGAGGAAGGAGGUGAUGUCUCCAAAGUCUCAGCUCCUGUGGCUGGGCCGCCCAAGCUCACCUUCCCGAUCCCUGGGUCAAUGGAGGGCGUGAAGACCGGCUCCAAAAGCGUCCUGGAGAUUAAGCACGUGUCCUUCCGGUUUUCGAAGGACAAGGAUUACCUCUUCCAAGACUGCACCGGCAAGCUGAGUCUGAGCUCUCGUGUGGCCGUCUGCGGCAGGAACGGCUGUGGAAAGUCGACUCUCAUGACAUUGUUGUGCAGCGAGUUGCAUCCGUCGGACAACAAGGAUGGCGGCCACGGGGAGGUCUGGCGACAUCACAACCUCCGCCUCGCUUACAUGAAGCAGGAUCACCUGAAAGCCUUGGGGCCUUUCUUCGACACUUCGCCGUUUGUAUACAUCACCGAGCGCUUCAAGGAUGGCUACGACGGCGAUCUUCAGAAAAGGCUGAUAGAGCCAGAAGAUGAGGAAGAUGCCCUGCGGCGGAAGGAGCUUGCGAAGCAGCAUGGCAAGUACGGCAAUGAAGUUGCGGAGUUGGUGAGCCGAACGAAGGUCGGCAACCACCUGGCCUAUGAGGUUAGAUGGGACGGGCUGGAUGAUCCGAAGCAGAACACCGUGGAGCCCAUCUCCAAGCUGAAGGCGAUGGGCCUGGACAAGGUCAUCAUCGCCUGCGACGAGCGGAUCGCCGCCAAGGCCGCUGGACUUGACCAGCGUCCACUCACACGGCGGGAGAUUGUCAGGCAUUGCGAAGCUUUCGGCAUCGAUGAGGAGAUGUGCUGCAAUCGUCAGAUUCGUGGCUUCUCCGCUGGACAGAAGGUGCGGCUGUCCUUGGCAGCAAUGUUUUGGACAAAGCCGCAUUUCAUCGCUUUGGAUGAGCCCACGAACUAUCUGGACGUCGAGACGGUGGAUGCGCUGGGCAAGGCUCUCACGAACUUCCGCGGGGGCAUCAUCAUGAUCGAGCCCAAGAGCGACUUCGUAGAGCGGAUCUGCAACGAGAAGUGGGUCCUGGAGGAUGGGGUCAUGAAGCACGAAAAGCUGAACAACGGUGUGAAGCGGCAGGCCUAG